AUGUGGUUGGGAAUCGCUUUCGUCAGAUCGACUAUUUUCAGCCAACUGCUCAAUACAGUCCACUUCCAUGCACAUCAAUCUCUUCAGAAUCUUCUGAAUCUGAAGGAAUCUGUGCCGACUACCUCAGCAAGGUAG
Molecule: messenger RNA, 135 nt
Organism: Haemonchus placei
Lineage: Eukaryota; Metazoa; Nematoda; Chromadorea; Rhabditida; Trichostrongylidae
Source: the annotation of a GenBank genome assembly